This is a messenger RNA of Coniophora puteana RWD-64-598 SS2, 1304 nucleotides long. RefSeq names its product aromatic compound dioxygenase. NCBI's taxonomy places the organism in Eukaryota, Fungi, Basidiomycota, Agaricomycetes, Boletales, Coniophoraceae. The record is from RefSeq and is a predicted model, not a curated record. The coding region runs from base 46 to 1062 and encodes 338 amino acids. Gene Ontology annotation, molecular function: ferric iron binding; catechol 1,2-dioxygenase activity. Gene Ontology annotation, biological process: catechol-containing compound metabolic process. The transcript has 6 exons.
CUUCAAUCCGCUGCUCUUUCACUAGAGCACACAAUAAACACCAUCAUGCCUGCUGACGCCCAGACCACAUUCCCCCAGGACGAGGUGCACCACGCCGUGUCCAACGGUAUUGGCGCACCCGAGUUCAACCUACCGUUGCCUGACAGACCUGAGAUCAUCACCGCCAACAUCCUCAAACUCCUCGAGCAGGCGCAUGACCCACGCUUACGCUUUCUCCUCAAGACCCUCACCCGACACAUGCACCAGUUCAUCACGGAGACGAGCCUGACGACGGAUGAGUGGAUGAAAGCCAUCGAGUUCCUCACUCGCGUCGGCCAGACGUGCACGCCGAUUCGCCAAGAGACCAUCCUGCUCUCGGAUGUGUUCGGUAUCUCCGCGCUCGUGGAUGCAAUCAACAACCCUCCCGCGGCGGGUGCGACGGAGUCCAGCGUUCUAGGGCCGUUCUUCACCGAGGAUGCUGCCGAUGUCGAGCUCGGCCACUCGAUUGCAUCGGAGGGCAAGGGCGAGUACAUGUUCGUCGAGGGUACUGUGAAGGGUACGGAUGGUAAGCCGAUACCGAACGUCACGAUCGAUACUUGGGAGACGGACGACCAUGGCUUCUACGACACCCAGUACACCUCGCGCGAAGCGCCUGACUGCCGUGGCCGUCUACGUACCGACUCAGAAGGCCGGUACAGCUAUCGCGCUGUCGUGCCCGUUCCAUAUCCUAUCCCCGGUGACGGCCCCGUCGGCGAGAUGCUCCUCAACAUGCGGCGACACAACAUGCGUCCCGCGCACCUGCACAUGAUGUUCGAGGCGCCCGGCUAUGCCAAGCUCGUCACCGCGUUCUACCCUGCUGGAGACGAGUUUAUACAAAGCGAUGCAGUAUUUGGCGUGAAGAAGAGCUUGGUCGUGAACCUCGAGCAAGUUAACGACCCUGAACGCGCUAAGGCACUUGGGUUCAAGCGUGCCGAAGGAUUCAAGUACCUCCGGAAAGAUAUUGUCAUGCGGACUGAGGCUGAGGCGCGCGAGACAAGGACGCAGAUCGACGAGAAGACCGGUCUGCCGCUGUUUGAUGAUUGAAAGUAUGAGCUAAGCCUCUAGUGGCUUGAUAUGGGUUAGGCCGCGAAACUCGGGUGCGACGUGUGUGGUUAACAGAUGCAGGGACCUUCAACGGUAGUUUUGUUUUAUAUCCAGGACGUGACUUAAUGAGCCAGUAGCUUAGCUGCUUUCCAGAUAGGCUACGUGUAUAUUUCCGCACUCAACUGCAUACUCCUUCACAUGAUCUAUAUAAUACUCAAUAUAGGAACUCAGAUCGUUUGAAC